AUGCCAACAAAUCCAACACAGGCUGUUAUAUCCGCAUUCAAAGAUCGGAAUAUAAUUUCCGGUCGCGAUGAAAUCGCAACAGCCUUCCAGGACGAUCCCGAGAGUGUGAAGCAUACAAAAUGGGUGCAAGAACAUCUGACCCCGGAUACACUUCUGUCACAGGAGGAGCUGACCUUGUACGCGAAACUGGAAGACUCGGGUUCCUUGACUGCCAUCAUCUCCCACAAUGACAUCGAUUCGACGCGACCCCUCCUAGACGAAGACCUUCAAGAAGCUAUCGAGGCGCUGAAAACUGCCACCGCCGAGAUAGAGAGACAGACGGAUGUCCUGAAGACUCAGCACGACAUUCUGAGUCGACAAUUGAAGCGCGAGGACGAAUGCCAAGCUCGACAACGCAGAGAGGUUGAAAGGUUACGGCAGAAACAUGACGCAGGGCGACAGAAUACGGUUGCUGCGUCAAACGACUUGGCCCGUGAGUUGGAGGUUGGCUUGAAGAAUGAAUCGGAGAAAUCAACAAUGGACGGAAAGAAGAUACUUUCCGUGCUGACGACGCGGCUAAAAGAGGACGACAAGCUACUUUCAGACCUAGAGAGGCUUGCAGCGGGGAUAAAGGCUUCGGAAGAUGAUGCCACUAUCAUGAAACGAACGUCGGAGCUGAGCGCAAUACUCGCCCAAUAUGUAGCUGAAGAGAUUUAUUGCCGACUGGAUCGAUUGUACUUGGAAACGGUAUCUGGGGGUAAAGUGGCCGUGGGUGCUUCUGCGUACACAGAAACAGAAGCCAUAGCCGGGCUAGAGGAGGAGCUGGACUCGCUGUAUCCCGAGAUUGAUAUCCUGACUGAAAUGUCCACAAAACAACAAUUUGUCGAGCCUAUUCUGCGGGAGCUCCAGAACCACCACGGCCAACUGCGGAUUGCCUCCCAUGAGAAGCUUGAUAAUAUACUUGGAUUGAUCGCGCAUAUGACGACAUCUGCAGACGGCCUGAUCACAAGCUUGCAAGAUCGCGAGUCCUUCUGUGCCGCUUUUGAGGCAUUUUCAUCUACGUAUCGAUCCGAAGUAGGGGAUCAGAUACUAGAGACGACUACUUCAAGGCGGGACACCAUGAGGAGAUUUUCUACACUACCAACACUCACGAAUACUCAGCCUGGCAAGCAAUCCGGUCCAUUUCCCGAGUCUGAGGUUCUAAGUGGGCUCCUGCGCCGCAUAGGUCUGUCGUCUGAGGCUGUUUUUCAUGCCGAAGAAGUCGAGGGAGGGGCACGGACAAUACUGCAAGAAAGACAGCAUAUGCUUGAUGGGCUGCGUCAUUAUGGCAUUGCCAGUGAUUCGCCACUCGCGGCUGAGCUACUUCCUACGGACCGGGCAAUUCAACUUCUUUCUUCUUCGUUGAAGGCGGACUCGCUAUUCACUGCCUCGCUGUCAGAUCUGGAGCACGAAAAGAGCCUGACAGGGCUCGAGUCCGAACUAAGCCGUAUCCAGAAAGGGAUGGAGAGACUAAACCAAGAUGUUGUCUAUCAACGGGAUAAAUCUCGAGAAAAGUUUUUGGAGAGGUGGGGGUAG
This is a messenger RNA of Aspergillus calidoustus, 1554 nucleotides long. The record is from the annotation of a GenBank genome assembly. NCBI's taxonomy places the organism in Eukaryota, Fungi, Ascomycota, Eurotiomycetes, Eurotiales, Aspergillaceae.